CUUGACUGGUACUUUACGAGUGGAGGCUGGCUUGACCGCAGUGAAACUUCGCUGGUAAACGUAACAGGAAACAACCGUAUCACGGCUCGAUGCCACAAAAAUAACGUCAAGACAAAACAUUGAGCGCGUCGAUGUGGAGGACAUUUUGGCAAGUGUAGAAGCAUCAUGCUGUGGGGGUGUUUUUCAGCUGCAAGGACAGGAUGACUGGUUGCAAUCGAAGGAAAGAUGAAUGCAGCAAACUACAGGGAUAUCCUGGACGGAAACCUCCUCCAGAGUGCUCAGGACCUCAGACUGGGCCGCAGGUUCUCCUUCCAACAAGACAAUGACCUGAAACACACAGCUAAAAUAACAAAGGAGUGGCUUCAGAACAACUUCAUGACUGUUCUUGAAUGGCCCAGCCAGAGUCCUGACUGAAACCCAAUUGAGCAUCUCUGGGGAGACCUGAAAAUGGCUGUCCACCAACGUUCACCAUUCAACCUGACAGAACUGGAGAGGAUCUGCAAGGAGGAAUAGCAGAGGAUCCCCAAAUCCAGGUGCGAAAAACUUGUUGCAUCAUUCCCCAAAAGACUCAUGGCUGUAUUAGCUCAAAAGGGGGCUUCUACUAAAUAGCAAGGGGUCUGAAUACUAAUGGCUGUGUUAUAUUUCAGUUUUUCUUUUUUAAUAAAUCUGCAAAAAUUUUUAACUAUUCAAUUUUUUUCUGUCAAUAUGGGGUGCUGUAUGUACAUUUAAUGAGGAAAAAAAUUAACUUAAAUGAUUUUAACAAAUGGCUCCAAUAUAACAAAGAGUGACACAUUUAAGGGGGUCUUAAUACUUUCCGUACCCACUGUACAUGAACAAUACACGAUUAUAUGGUACAGUAGAUGUUUUUCUAUCACGCAACUUUCGUUUUGCUUAGAAGCAACAUCAUUGGCCAGCAGCUUUGUAUAGGGUGUUGCUUGAUGAGCACACCUGCUUUGAUGGACUUGUUUAAUAUAGUUCCUCUUCUUUUGUCAAUCACCUCACCCAGUAAUGUUGUGUAACUUGUGGUCUCUUAUUCUGAGUUAAUGUAUGAACAAUUAGGUGCUGUACAACCGGUCUUAAAAAGUUGCAGCUUGAAUAAUCGACAUGCUUUUUUGUGGAGUCGCAGCCCUUGUGUGGAUGUGGUUUUCUGCCUCUUUUUUUUGUUCACGCCACACCACCACACCAACCCGAAACGUUACACUGUAUAAUAUAAAACUAAGCUGUUGAUGUUCCAUUUGGAAGUAUCUUUCUACUUAAGGAUUAUUUUGUCCCUUUUUUGUCGAAAAUAAAACUGAUCUUUUUCACCUGAUACCGAUCAGAUAGAAAUUCCAUGAUCAGCUAAAAAAGAAAUAAAAAACUAUUUUGCUGCCAUCUUUUGACAUCUCUAAACUUUACAAACCUUUAUAUUUGGGCAGAUUUUUGCAAUCCGCAGCAGGGCUUAGUCCCUAUCCCCUGCGAGUAGUGGAGGUUCACUGUACAUUGCAACCAUAGGAAUGGAAUUCCGUUGUAAAUUGAAAAUUCCUGUGCAAUAAAUUCUUUGUCUUCAGCAUGUUCCCGAGUAUACUUGUUCAGUUCAGCCUCCUGUGUGGUAUUUGGGCUUUGGUUACUGGAAGCGCUGCAUGCCAGCAGCGUCCUCCGCCACUGCUGCUUGUAUCGUUUGACGGCUUCCGAGCAGACUAUCUGCAGAGGUUCCCUAUGCCUAACCUGACACUGCUGUACAGUCAAGGGGUCCUGGUGGAGGAGCUCACCAAUGUCUUCAUCACAAAGACCUUUCCCAAUCACUACAGCCUGGUGACGGGACUCUAUGCAGAGUCUCACGGUAUCCUUGCCAGCUCAAUGUACGACCCCAUCAGGCACAAGCACUUCCACGUGAGCAAUCGCAGCGACGCAAUGUGGUGGAAUGAGGCGACACCUAUCUGGAUCUCAGCACAUCAAGCAGGCUACAAGACGGCGGUCGCCAUGUGGCCUGGCUCCGACGUGGCUAUCCACAAUCAAACGCCAACGCACUUCUUCCCUUACAGCCCCGAUGUGACCUUCCGGGAACGGUUGGGCAAUGUCACAAACUGGUUGCUGGGAAGUGAGAAGGAGGAAGGAGUGAUGUUCGCAGCUCUCUAUUGGGAGGAGCCUGACCGAUCAGGACAUCUAUUUGGACCUGAAAAUACUUCAGCCAUUGGCAAAGUGCUGAAGGAAGUUGAUGACAACAUUGGCCUGCUGAAGUCUGAACUGAAGCGGACCGGCCUGUGGGGUCGCGUGAACGUCCUGGUGACCAGUGACCACGGCAUGGCUCAGUGCUCGGCCGAUCGUCUCAUACGACUGGAUGACUGCUUGCACCCCGACAACUACACAGUGGUGGACCUUACUCCUGUUGCCGCCCUCAUCCCAAACAAUAAGCCAGAGGCUGUCUUUGCCCUGCUUGACAAGUGCCAUACCCACAUGACUGCCUAUUUAAAGGAGGCCAUCCCAGAUAGUUUGCACUACCGCAACAAUGAACGCAUCCAACCCAUCAUACUGAUUGCUGAUGAGGGAUGGACUAUAAUACAGCGAGGGAACAAACUGCCGAGACUGGGUGAUCACGGCUACGACAACUCCUUACCCAGCAUGCACCCCUUCAUGGCAGCUUGGGGGCCCAGCUUCCGGGGUGGCUACCGACUGAAGAGUUUGCAGAGCGUGGACCUUUACCCACUCAUGUGCCACCUGCUAGCUUUGGCCCCGCAGCCCAACAAUGGUACCCUGGCCAAGGCUCGGUGUAUGCUCGUGGGUGAAUGCUGGCAGGAUGGGCUGGCGCUCAUCGGUCUGGUGUUGGGUAUCUUAAUUGUGUUCGCUACUAUACCUGUUCUGUUGAAGCUGAUGGUACGCCGGCUACGGCCUUCCACUUCCUCAGCGUUCCGCAGACUUCAAGUUGACCACGGCAAUGAUGAGGAGGAAUCGCUGCUGGAGUAAUAUCUCUCAAGCUUUGCCUGCUCAUGCACUUUACCCACUGAGGUGGAAGAAGCAAACACAUUUAGAGCAACUGACUGUUACUUACACUGUUACUUAAAAGGCUGGUUGAGGAGAUGUCAAAUCAAGGCGUUAAACCUGUAUGGCAGACACUUUGACUGUGGAGUAGAAGGCCGAUUCAAACCAGUUAGUCUUCAUAUUCAAGAUUCAGCUGUUUUUGUUUCCUUUUCCUUAAGCCAAACCCAAUUAUUACCCUACCCAAGUAAAACAAACAAACCAAAAAUCAUGGCAAACAGGCUUCCAAGAUUCAGGGUGCAAAGACAACACACAGAAUGAUGGGGUAAUCAAUCAUCUAAAAAAAAACUUUGUUUUUGAUUAAUAGAAUCAUGCAAAAGUUUUUUGUUUUUUUGGUAAGGUUCAUUUUUAAUUCAGCUCUAGUUCUAUUUUAUUUAUGUAUUUGUCGUGCAACUUUUAGUCAGCAGUGGGGGUCAAUAGCUCAAUUGUGCAAUCAUUACGGCAGCUCUUCUCCAACCUUUCACAACAGUACCACAUAAUAAAAUUCUGAGUGCUCCAAUUACCACCACCAUGACCAAAAUUACAAUAUGGUAGUGUAGUAGGUGUAAGUGUUCACGAAAAUUAUAUUGAAAGGCCAUAUGACAUCAUGUACAGUUUAAACUUUAACAAUGUGCCUAAAUAUAGGAAAAUUGUUCUAAAACGUUAAGUACAACUGCAAUAAGAUAUUGCAUGGACGCUUGAAAUUAUUUGAUGUGGUAAUUCAUACAAUAAUGAAAUGACCGUGGUAUGUGUUACACAAUUCCGUCCAAUAAGAAGCUGUAGUACACAGAAGUGCCCCCAAUUGAAGAGGUCAAAUUGCUGAUUUGAGGAGAGUUAUUUUCUAUGCAAAACCACAGUGAAAUAGUUUUCUCAGGGAUCUAAUCUAGGUACAGAUGAUACCAAAGUGCAAUCAGCUGGGGAAAAAAAUACUUCGGUCCUUGUGUUGCAGUGGAUUUGUUUUCAAUGUUUUUUUUAAGUUGGAAUAUCACUUUGCUUUCUGUUCUGUAGUAUUUGUGCCAUCCUUGAAGAACUGUUCGACACAACAAAUGACAUUACUUUCGAGUGGUCUUCCAAGAUUGCCAUCCUCAACAGUAGGCAUUGAGUGAGCAUGAUGGUGGGAUAUGGUGGUUUGUCAAAUAUGCCAGCUUUGAAUGUGUGUCUGGCCUUCUCUGAUGUUGAAGUUUGUCUUUUGUCUAAUAUUAAGCUACAUGUUUUACACGUUGUUUGAGAUCCAUUUUUUUUUUUUUUUUUUUUGGCACGUUGGUAGGCAUUUUCAGGCCUGUAAGAGAUUCUAUUGAUGACAUGAGAUUGUUAUUGUCAAUAAACUCCCUGGGAUUUUU
Messenger RNA from Phycodurus eques (leafy seadragon), 4331 nucleotides. It is a transcript of the gene enpp4, whose product is annotated as ectonucleotide pyrophosphatase/phosphodiesterase 4. The record is from RefSeq and is a predicted model, not a curated record. Lineage: Eukaryota; Metazoa; Chordata; Actinopteri; Syngnathiformes; Syngnathidae. Bases 1549 to 2940 code for a protein of 463 amino acids. The transcript has 8 exons.